GCCAAGGUUAAAUUCCUACCUAGGGAUUUUAAUUUCACGUUUUCGCCGGUUUAUGGGUUACAUACAAGAAGAGAUAGGAAUGCUUUAUGGGAAGGAAUGGUCAAUUUUGUCCAUACGGACAAUUCGCCAUGGAUAUUGGGGGGUGACUUUAACGUUGUCGCAGCUGUUUCGGAAUAUAGAGGUAAUUCUAGCCCAUUGCUUAAUGAUAUUGGGGAUUUCAGAGAAUGUAUUGACUCGUGUGAGUUGGUUGAUAUGCCAAUGGUUGAGUCUACAUAUACAUGGACGGCUGUUCGAUCAAAUGGAAGAGUUUGGGAAAAGCUUGAUAGAUAUUUGGGAAAUCAGGAGUUCAUAAAUCAGUUCGGGGCAGUUUGUACAUAGCAUUUGAGUAAAACGCCCUCGGACCAUUGUCCGACUAUGUUGAUUUGUGAAGAGGAUUCACCAGGAGGACCAAAACAGUUUCGGUUCCAACACAUGUGGUUUACUCAUGGAGGUUUCUUGACUUUAGUAAAGGAAAGGUGGUCUUCUUACCCCACGCUGGGGGAAUGAGGGGAUUGUUGGACAAGCUACGCAGUUUGAAGCUUGAUUUGAAGAAGUGGAGCAAAGAAGUUUUUGGGGACAUUUUCCGGGAACUUAAGAGGUUGGAAAUUGAGGCUAUGAAAGCUGAAUUUUUUUUGAGGAAGAUAGCUCAGAGAUUAAUAGAUGUUCGUGUUUCAAGAAGCAGGCGGAGUUGCUAUUGAGGGUGAAACAACAAGAUAUGUUUUGGCGUCAUAAAGCUAAUGUUAAGUGGCUACGAGAAGGGGAUGAAAACGCUCGUUUCUUCCAUGAAGCUGCAAAGGAGAAAGCUAGAAGACAACACAUUAUGGCUAUUAAAAAGCAGAGUGGCCAAUGGUGUUAUGAUACAAAAGAAAUUGGAGAGGAAGCGGUUGCUUUUUUACCAAUUUAUAUGCGGCUGAGCACACUCAGUUUCAUGAAGAGUUACUAGCUCCCAACCCAGAUGCUCCCAUGGAUGACAGUCGUGUGCUUGCUGCUGGUGGAGUAGGAAAGAGGAAGAAGGCUAAGAAGAAUAGCCACCCCAAAUCUUCCACUGCUGCUCCUCAGAACACCGAUCAGUCCCAUCCUGCUCAGGUUGCUCAACCCAUUCAGCAGGUUUCCCUUGAAUAGGUCUUUGAUGAUGAUAUGCUGAUAGACAACCCGUUCGGGUCAGACCCGCUGCAUCAUCUUUCGGAUGCAUUCCAG
Cuscuta europaea is the source of this 1236-nucleotide messenger RNA. NCBI's taxonomy places the organism in Eukaryota, Viridiplantae, Streptophyta, Magnoliopsida, Solanales, Convolvulaceae. The record is from the annotation of a GenBank genome assembly.